This is a messenger RNA of Gekko japonicus, 978 nucleotides long. RefSeq names its product mitochondrial pyruvate carrier 2 (gene MPC2). The transcript is spliced from 5 exons. Gene Ontology annotation, biological process: pyruvate import into mitochondria. Gene Ontology annotation, cellular component: mitochondrial inner membrane. The record is from RefSeq and is a predicted model, not a curated record. Gene Ontology annotation, molecular function: pyruvate transmembrane transporter activity. Bases 130 to 519 code for a protein of 129 amino acids. Lineage: Eukaryota; Metazoa; Chordata; Lepidosauria; Squamata; Gekkonidae.
CUCGCCCUACCACCUGCUUGGGUGUCUGUGAGGGAGGGGGGUGUUCUUGCUGUGUUUCUGUGGGCGGCGAAGGACGGCAGGUCGACCAGAGACGCUGUAUUCUCAGUUACCGCCGUCACCGCACUCACGAUGGCGGCCGUGGCGGGGUUUCGUGCCUCUUACCAUCGGUUCUUAGACCGGAUCGAACUCAUGUUGCCAGCACGGAUUCGCCCUUUAUAUAACCAUCCUGCAGGUCCUAAAACAGUGUUUUUCUGGGCACCUGUUAUGAAAUGGGGUUUGGUCUGCGCUGGAAUGGCUGAUAUGACUAGGCCAGCAGAAAAACUCAGCACAUCACAGUCUGCAGUGUUAAUGGCCACAGGACUUAUCUGGUCAAGAUAUUCCUUAGUUAUCAUUCCUAAAAACUGGGGUCUCUUUACUGUUAAUUUCUUCGUGGGAUGUGCUGGCGGCUCUCAGCUGUACCGUAUAUGGAGGUAUAACCAAGAACUAAAAGCCAAGGAGAAGGAAGAGAAGCAGCAAUAAAAAUGUAGUUCAUCUCCUCACAUUUCAGCUGUGAACUCUCUCAAGGGACCUAGUUGUAAUCUUGUGCAGUUUGUCCAGCAUGAAUUUUUACUAAUGUUUGAGCAUGUUUUUCUAUAAACUAGAAAAUGUCUCUUUACGCAAAUAAAGUUUAACUUGACUAUAAUAAAAUGCCUGUUAGGCUCAGCUUUCACAACCCAAUAUGGAUAGCUAUUCUGGUCUGUCAACUGGGUUAAAUGGCAGCCCAGGUCAUAAAAUGUGUACUUGGUUAGUUUAAAAUUCAAUCUACAUACUACUACAUGGCUCAGGAAUAAAGGAGACCCACCCAAUCCUUUACAUUUUGACAAAGAGUCCUAGACAUGAUCUAUGGGAGAAAAAACUGUCAUCAAUAGAGCCCGUUUAUCCUAUUAGCUGUUGUCACAAAAAUUUGCUUUGCUAUUAGCUGCCUUUUGGGGAAAGCUA